Molecule: messenger RNA, 1430 nt
Organism: Scomber scombrus (Atlantic mackerel)
Lineage: Eukaryota; Metazoa; Chordata; Actinopteri; Scombriformes; Scombridae
Product: flavin reductase (NADPH)-like
Exons: 5
Coding region: 150-800 (216 amino acids)
Source: RefSeq, a predicted model, not a curated record
CGCCCUCUAGGGACCGAGAUCUGAUGAAUCUGACAACCAACCCUGUUCUCCCCUAAUAGGAAGGGAACCUCCCCGCAGCUAGAGGCCAGACUGUGAUACACGUCGUCCGUCGCAGCCCCGACUGAUCACUGUGUGUCAGAGUCUUGAGGAUGAAGAUCGCUGUGCUGGGAGCCACUGGGCAGACUGGACAGUAUCUGGUCAACCAGGCGCUGCAGCAGGGUCACACGGUCACCGCCAUCGUCAGGAACCCGGGGAAACUCGCCGUGCAUCAUGACAAUCUUAAGGUGGUGGAAGGUGACAUUUUCUCAGAGGACAGCCUGAAGUCUCAUUUUAAAGGACAGGAUGUCAUCAUGUCCUGCCUCGGCUUCCCAACAUCCUUCUUCUCCGGGGUGACGGGUUACACCCUCUCCAUGAGGGCGAUGGUCAGCGCCAUGCGGCAGACCCGGGUCAACAGGAUCAUCACCAUGACGUCCUGGUACACUGAGCCUAACUCUGGAACUCAGUCGCCGUACCUCAUCCGGUUCCUCCUGCUGCCGAUGAUCCGCAGCGUCCUCACCAACAUGUUCGAGAUGGAGCAGUUUCUGCAGAAGUCCGACGACAUCAACUGGACCGUGGUUCGCCCACCUGGUCUCAAGAACCUGCCCGCCUCAGCUCAGGAGUUUAUGACACAUGAAGGAUACUUCGUGCCCGACAGCAACGGCAGCUCGGUGGCAAGAGGAGACGUGGCUCGCUUCAUGCUCUCUCUGCUCAACAGCAACGCCUGGGUGCAGAGUGCAGUCGCCGUGACUACCAAAUUAUAAAGCUGGUGUUGGCAUUUUUGAAGGGUUGCUUCACCCAAAUUACAUAUAACACGUUUUCUUACUUGGUGCAGAUAGGUUUGGUUUAAGUUGUCCUGGUUUUAAGUAUUGAUUUCUGUGAAUUUUGCCUCCAGCCAAAAUACCCUUGAGGUGAAUGUAACAUAUUGAUUGAAUGCAUUUAAUAAUUAAAGCUGCAAUAAUUUAUAUUUCUAUAUAAACACUGGAUCAAACAUAUUUUAGUUCAUUUUGACCACAUUUAUCAGGUUGUUUUUGGAGAAAAAGCUCUAAAAAAACCCCCCAGUUAACACUACCUGUCCAACAUUAAAUUUGGGUGAACUGACCCUUUAACAAAAUGUGCAGUCCCUUCCUCGCCUUCACAGUGUGCUUCACAGCAGCCUUAUGAAUGUCUUUAUUUACUGUUAUAAUGCUUUUGUCUUUGAAUGUUUCAUCAAUAAAUGUGCCAUUUAUUUAUGUUUCUGCUGUAAGGAGCCACACGUGUGACUGUAGUUCAUAAUUUCGGACACAUGAGGGCGGUGUUGUCUUAUUUAGUAAUAUAACAGCAACUUAACCAUAUGCUUUUACAUACCACUGUACUAAAGCUGCAACCAUUAAACAAUCUAUUUUGAUAAUUGA